UGACGGCCUUCCCGGCGAGCUUAUUGGCUGGCGGCCCAGCGACUUCUUUGCAAGGCGCGAAGGGAUAGGCUGCCGGAGAGGGCGCGCAGGCGGGCCGGUUUGAAUCUUCAUGGAGAGCCGCCGGAGUUGCCGUUCAUCUUUUUUUUAAUUUAGACUUGCAGCGUCAUGGCUGAGACAGAAGAGCUGGUCAGCCCCGAGCAGGCGGAGCGGUACCGGAGAUGUGUGUCCCAAGCUAAGCAGGAGGCCCGAAAUGGGAAUCUAGAAGAAUCCAUCCGGCUCUUCAGAGAAGCCCAUGAGAUCCAUCCCAGUGAAAAGCUGAUGGUGAAAGUUCAAAAGCUCGAGGAGGCAUUGGCAUCACUGGCCCUGAAUCAGGAGGAUGACGGCUUUGUGAACGUGUGUCAGAGCGGACUGAUGCUGUACGGAGAGAUGCAUGACAAGCUCUUUGACCACCAGAGGGAAGGGAUUGCCUUCCUGUACAGCUUAUAUAGGGAUAGCCGGAAGGGCGGCAUCCUGGCAGACGACAUGGGCUUGGGGAAGACGAUUCAGAUCAUCGCUUUCCUCUCUGGCAUGUUUGACAGCGAGUACAUCCGGUCCGUGUUGCUCGUUAUGCCGACCACUCUGGUGAGCAACUGGAUGAGAGAGUUUGCCAGCUGGACGCCUGGCCUGCGAGUGAAGGUCUUCCAUGGGACCAGCAAGGUGGAGCGCAGCAGAAACCUAGAGCGCAUCCAAAAGAGGAACGGGGUCUUGAUCACCACCUACCAGAUGAUCCUCAACAACUGGCAGCAGCUCUCUAGCUGUGGAGGACAGGAGUUUGUCUGGGACUACGUGAUCCUCGACGAAGCCCAUAAAAUUAAAACGCCUUCUGCCAAAACCACCAAAUGUGUGCAUGCCAUCCCUUGCCGGAAUCGCAUCCUCCUUACUGGGACUCCGGUCCAGAACAACCUGCAAGAACUGUGGGCUCUCUUUGACUUUGCUUGUCAAGGGUCUCUUCUCGGCACAAUGAAAACCUUCCGGAUGGAAUAUGAAAACCCCAUAACGAAAGCGAGGGAGAAGGACGCCACCCCAGGGGAGAAGGCCCUGGGGCUGAAGAUGUCUGAAAACUUGAUGUCCAUCAUUAAGCCCUAUUUCCUAAGAAGGAGCAAAGAUGACAUUCAAAAGAAGCUAAAAUCUGGACCUCAGAACAAUCUUCUGAAGGAUCAAAGCAAGGCUGCCGCUCCUGAGAUGCCUUCUCUUCCCAGAAAAAAUGAUUUCAUUGUGUGGGUGUAUGUAUCGCCCAUACAAGAAGAAAUAUACAGGAACUUUCUGUCCUUGGAUCAUAUCAAGGAGCUGUUGAUGACCACCCGGUCCCCCUUGGCUGAGUUGAAUGUCCUGAAGAAGCUCUGUGACCACCCCAGGCUGUUGUCUGCUCGAGCUUGUAGCCAGCUUGGCCUGGCAACGUCUGAGUACUCCGAGAGGGAGGAAGGUGGUGAAAAUGAAGCCGAUGAGCUCUGGGGCAAGAACAUGGACAUUGAGCGCAUUCCUGACGAGAUUCUUAUCGAAGAGUCGGGCAAGGUCCGGUUCCUCAUCGCUCUGCUGGAUAGACUGCAAGAAGAAGGGCAUCAAACCUUGGUGUUUUCUCAGUCGAGGAAGAUGCUGGAUAUUCUUGAGCGCAUCUUAACUCACAGGAGGUUUAAACUCAUGCGCAUCGAUGGGACGGUGACUCAUCUAUUGGAACGAGAGAAGAGGAUCGACGCCUUCCAGAACGACAAAGACUACUCUGUCUUUUUGCUUACGACCCAAGUUGGUGGAGUUGGCUUGACGUUAACUGCUGCUACGAGGGUGGUGAUUUUUGACCCCAGCUGGAACCCAGCAACCGACGCACAAGCUGUGGACCGAGCUUACAGAAUAGGGCAGAAAGAGAAUGUCGUGAUCUACCGGCUGAUAACCUGCGGGACGGUGGAGGAGAAAAUCUACCGGCGGCAAGUCUUCAAAGACUCGCUCAUAAGGCAAACCACCGGGGACAAGAAGAACCCAUACCGGUAUUUCACCAAGCAGGAACUUAGAGAGCUUUUCACUCUGGGGAAUACUCGGAGCUCUGCGACCCAACUCCAGCUGCAGUCCUUGCACAGGAAUCAAAGGAAAACAGACGUCCGACUCGACGAGCACAUUGCCUACCUCUACUCGCUGGAGAUCUUUGGCCUUUCAGACCACGACUUGAUGUACACGCGAGAAACGGGCCAUGAAGACCAGGCAGAGGAUGAAGAGGCUCAUCGAUACAUCGAGCAGAGGGUACAGAAAGCCCAAGAACUGGUGCAGCUUGAAUCGCAAAUGAAAGACCAGCUGGCAGCCAACAUGAGACACACAACAGAAGGAGCAUGGCUGAGAGCGACAGACUCGUCAUCCGUUCAGCCAAGGAAAAAAUCACCAAAGCCUUCUCCAGUUUAUUCUGCUCCCACGCCUGUACCUGUGCAACCUCCAGACAGCGGUGAUGUCAUCAGUGUGGAAACUGAUGAUGAGGAAGACUUGGCUGAUGUCAGCUUUAAAAUGACGAGCCUGGUUAUUGAGGAUGUGGCUGACGAUAGUCCGGUUCUGGAUGUAUCUCAUAUGGAUGUCUCUCUCUCCAAGGCUGAAGCAACCAGACACGCCAGCCUACAGGAAUGUGAACAAAAGCACAGCCUCAGCACGCCUCCAUCUCGCUUUGUAUCCAAUGAAGAGGAUGACCAUUCUGGAUCCAAAAUGACCUCCCAUGAGCCACCAACCGGUCCAAACGACAGCUUUAACGAUGUCUGCGUGGCGGCUUUGCAGCAGUCGGUAGAAUACAUCUCUGAUGAUGAUGUUCAUGAAGCCCAAGCCAAGAUGGAAAUAUCGCUUGAAGUUCUCGGGAGUCCGUGCAGGGAGGCGAGUCAAGCUGGUGAGCGAGAUGCGACCACAGCUCUAAUAUUACAGGCUGGUGAAACUUCUGAGCAUGCAGCAAAACGGAAAUCUGGGAGGAGUGAAAUUCUGGCAAGGGAGGGGUCUUUAGUUUCCUCGUCCCCGUACCAGGCUGAUUUCAACCUCAUGUUAGAAGAUUCGGAGACCCAACCGCAAGACGUUUCAGACAAAGAAAUGUUGCUCGAAGAAACAGAAAACACUGGGUUUCAUCUGAGGCUGGACAGCCGCUGCAGCUCUGCGGCUCAAUCCAGGGUAGGAGAAAACAGAAGCAUCAGGAGCCUCCAGGCAAGUGAAAAUGUGAUGGGAUCACCUACGACAGACGGUUCCGACUCCACAGACGAUGCUUCGAUGGACAACAGCGAUGUUCCUGUUGCGUGUAAGAAGAAACCGGUCCAGAGGAUUGUUUCAGAUAGCGAGGAGGAUGAAGAGAGUUCCAUAAUUAAUCUGGGUGAAGGCGAGCACGGGAAAGCCUUUCCCUCAAACUACCCAGGAGGAAUCUACGUGUCAACACCGAAGUCUAGCGAACCUUUGGCCGAUCUGUGUUUUUCCCCCCAGUUCGAACUGAGUAAAAGAAGGUCGACAGCAUCCAGAAGGUCCUUGGCGAAUGUGGUCUUUGAUCAAGUGGAGGACGUUGCAGAAAGCAUCACAGAUGGGUCUCCUGAGAGACACUUUCCAGGUGAUCUCGAGGAAGAGCUGGCUCAGGAGUACAGCGGCAGGGAGCCUGCGGAGACAGAAGAGGAAUGGCCAGGUGAAACGGUGCAUUCCAAGGGCAAAUCCAGAUAUUCAGAUGAAGCAGACUCUCCUUUGGAUAAUUCUAUUAUUUUGGAAGGAAUGGUGCCCUGAAAGGUGAAAUCCUUGCGCCCGCCGCCCCCCCCCCCCCGGGCAAUAAUAAAUUCAUAAUUUAUGGGCAGGGGGGGAAUAUAACAGAAGCUUCAUUGAACUGCAGAAUCAUGUAGAGAUUCUGAACAGUUAUUGUAGUCUUUCCUGAAGGUGGGCGGGGAAUGUUUAAGGAGAUGAAGGAACUGGAAAUAUUGAUCUACGAGCUGUACUUUCCCCAAAAGGUAAAUCUAAUAUCUUUUGUGAAACUUUAAAGCACUCGGUUGCCUUUUCUUAACACGAACACAAGUUCUUGAAUUUCGGGCUUUUAAAAUCCCCCACAAUGAGUACACUGGGGAAUUAGAUUUGUUGACUGCGGGCAGCAUUUCAGGCCUUUCAUACCGUUUGCAGAUGUUUAAGGCCUAGCUGGCUUCACUUGGCUGUCUCUCUUGUAGUUUGAUUACGUUGCUUUCUUACAGCUUGACUGCUGAAGGUUAAAAAAUAUACUUGGUUUCACUGUGUUA
This is a messenger RNA of Heteronotia binoei (common prickly gecko), 4250 nucleotides long. It is a transcript of the gene ERCC6L, whose product is annotated as ERCC excision repair 6 like, spindle assembly checkpoint helicase. Bases 166 to 3753 code for a protein of 1195 amino acids. The transcript has 2 exons. Lineage: Eukaryota; Metazoa; Chordata; Lepidosauria; Squamata; Gekkonidae. Gene Ontology annotation, molecular function: DNA translocase activity; ATP-dependent chromatin remodeler activity; ATP binding. The record is from RefSeq and is a predicted model, not a curated record.